Messenger RNA from Trematosphaeria pertusa, 1778 nucleotides. RefSeq names its product DUF647-domain-containing protein. The transcript has 7 exons. The coding region runs from base 240 to 1598 and encodes 452 amino acids. NCBI's taxonomy places the organism in Eukaryota, Fungi, Ascomycota, Dothideomycetes, Pleosporales, Trematosphaeriaceae. The record is from RefSeq and is a predicted model, not a curated record.
GUUUUGAGUGGUAGGCAGAGAUAGACGGGGGAGUUAAAGCAGCAAUGUGUCUGGGUUGAUGGCUGUUUUCGGAGGAGUAUUGUCGCGAACUGAAAUGUGGUGAUGCGAUGGGAAGUAGGGCUGGAUGGGACUAGGCCGGGUUUGGCAAGGCGUUCGCGCUAGCGAGACGACGACGUCUACCACCCAUUGGAGCGACAAGUACUCUUCAAUUACCUCUCCAAGCACGCGACCACACCACCAUGGCGUCGCCAGCUCCUCUCGAGGUCAUCGAGCGGGAUGAUGCUGGUAACAUAGCCUCUACGUACGUCGAGUCCGCAGGUCGCGACGGAAACUCCCGGAUCGACAUUAUCCUUCCGAAAGAGACGAAGAGCUAUGCGCAGCAACUGCUCGAUGUGUUUCUUCCAGCGGGAUAUCCGCACAGCGUAACGGAGGAUUAUAUCCAGUACCAGAUCUACGACUCACUCCAAGCCUUCUCCUCCUCAAUAGCCGGCAUGCUAUCUUCACGGGCAGUCCUAGAAGGUGUCGGAGUCGGGGAUGCGUCGGCAUCUCCCACAGCUGCGCUGCUGCUCUCGGUGCUGCAGGAAUCCAUGGGCAGGAUAGCCACGAUUCUGUUUGCGCACAAGCUGGGCACGUCGCUCGAACCCGAGUGCAAGAUGUAUCGGCUCGCAGCGGACAUCUUCAACGACGCCGCAAUGAUCCUAGACUGCCUGUCCCCUGCCUUCCCCAAAGCAGCGAGAGUCAUGAUAUUGUCCUUCUCGAGCGUGCUUCGGUCGCUCUGCGGUGUGUGUGCUGGGAGCUCCAAAGCGAGCUUAUCGGCCCAUUUCGCGAAGCGUGGAAAUCUCGGAGAGUUGAACGCUAAGGACUCCAGCCAAGAGACGGUUAUAUCGUUGAUGGGCAUGUUGGCUGGUAGCGUUGUCGUCUCCUGGGUGUCGUCGCCAAUGGCGACCUGGGCUACCCUUAUCGCUUUGUUGUCGGUCCAUCUGGGAACGAACUACGCCGCUGUCAAGUCCGUGAAUAUGCGGAGCUUGAAUCGACAACGGGCCAAUAUAGUGCUCAGUAAUAUCCUGCAGGACGGACGAAUCCUCUCACCAACGGAGGUCUCGAAGAGAGAACGGGUGUUCGAGCGUGAGGGAGUGCUGCGCUGGGCCGAUGACGGAAUAAUUGGACACUGCAGGAUUGGCGUGACGAUGCAAACAAUGCUCGGCCAUAUGGGACCACGCCACGAACGGACAGGAUCGCUCGACCUGCAAGCCAUCAAAUUGUCCGAUCUCAUGCGUCUCUAUGAGUAUGAGACAUACAUUCUGUGGUUUGCCCCAACCGAGGCUCUGAUCGUCCUGAAGCAGGGCUGCACUCCGAUUGAUCAGCUCAAAGCAUGGACGCAGGCUUUGUUGCUCGUUCGGAGAGAGUGGGUCAAAGCAUCGGAUCGUAAGCCUGACACAUCUGGCGAGCGAUUUGCUGAGCUGAGAUCCACCGUGGAAGAGACGGCAAAGGUAUUCGACACAUACGCAGCACAGUUGAGAGACGUCGGAUGGGACCUUGAUGUCGCCGCCCUUGAGACACGGGCUGGUAAACGAAUUGAAACGAAUAAGAAAGCAUAAGACGUACCGACACCGGGAACCUGCUGCCUAAGGAAGUACACCUGGCUACAUCUCCUAGCCGUCAAUGCGUCUCCGAUAUUUGCGAGCAAGGAGUAUCCGAGACUGGCAUCCACAUAAUGUUAGAUUAAAAGUCGACGCUUCUGUUGGAGGGCACCAAUAUCAUGAUCGACGACAGCAUUU